Acanthosepion pharaonis is the source of this 675-nucleotide messenger RNA. The record is from the annotation of a GenBank genome assembly. NCBI's taxonomy places the organism in Eukaryota, Metazoa, Mollusca, Cephalopoda, Sepiida, Sepiidae.
AUGCUGCGUUUUGUCCUUUCUCAUUUUUCCUUUCUUUCGUUCUUCACUUCUCUUUCUUUCUUUCUUUCUUUCUUUCUUUUCUGUCUUUCUUUCUUUCUCCCGUUCUUUUUUCUUUACCGAUAUUCUGUUUUGUUCCUCUUUCCCCACUUUUUCCUUUCUUUUCUUUCUUCUAUCCUUUUUCUUUCUUUCUUUUUUCUUUCGUUCUCUUUUUUCUUUUUCUUUUCGAUAUUCUGCUUUUUUUAUUUCUUUCCAUUUUCUUACAUUUUUUCUUUCGUUUUGUUCUUCUUUUCUCUUUCUUUCUUGAUUAUUUCCUUCCGUUUUUUUUCCUUCCUCAUGAUUUUUCUUUUUCUUUCUAAUACACUGUUUUCUUCCUUUCUAAUUUCAAAUUUUUUCCUUCUUUUUCUUCCUUCGAAUCUCUUUCUGCCUGGUAUUUAUUUUUUAUUUAUUUUUUCAUUCUUUUCAUUGCUUUCGUUUUUUUUUCUUUGUUAUAAUUUUCUUUUUUUUCAAUAUUCUUCCUUAACUUCUUUUCCUUUCUUUCUUUCUUUCUUUUCUUUCUUUCUUUUCUUUCUUUCUUUCCUUCUUUCUUUCUUAACUUCUUUUCCUUUCUUUCUUUCUUUCUUUCUUUUCUUUCUUUCUUUCCUUCUUUCUUUCCUUCUUUCUUUCUUUCUUUCUUAA